AUGGCCGAGGAGGGCGCCGAGGGUGCCGAGCCCGAGGCGGACGCCGAGGAGCUCGACGCCGAGGCGGAGGAGCUGGAGCACGAGGAGGCCGAGGAUGGCGCAGAGGACUUCGAGGGUCCCGUGGAGGCCCACUGGCCUCAGCGCGGCCGCGUGCACGUGGCGGUGGACGCGGCCGGGAACGCCGCCGAGGUGGGGCAGGGCGGCGGGGUCGUCAUGCGCAGGCACAACCACACCAGCGGCACCGACCUCGACGACCUGGAGGAGGAGAGGACUCACUGGUCGAGGAGGACGCCGACCUGA
Molecule: messenger RNA, 300 nt
Organism: Prorocentrum cordatum
Lineage: Eukaryota; Dinophyceae; Prorocentrales; Prorocentraceae
Source: the annotation of a GenBank genome assembly